Closterium sp. NIES-67 is the source of this 702-nucleotide messenger RNA. The record is from the annotation of a GenBank genome assembly. Lineage: Eukaryota; Viridiplantae; Streptophyta; Zygnematophyceae; Desmidiales; Closteriaceae.
GUAUCGUUUCAGUGAUUUCUACUGACGCUUGGCUUGAGAAUUGCCGAUCUACUUUCUAGGUUCCUGACUCUACUUUGUCACGCUUCGUUCUCCAAGGCCGUUGUUCUCCAGUGCUCUUUUUUUUGGAAGUCCCUGCUUAUCAGACGGCUGACUGCUUUCAGCUAAGCCUCGGCAAUCAUGGUUUGCGUAUUCUGUCUUCUCCCUCUCUUCCUGCUACCUCUAGUCAACAUCCUCCCGCGUUUGUGGGACAAACUACUGGUGCUCGUCUUCCGUCUGAUUGGCCGAGAGUACAAACCCGCGCUUCGAGACGGACCCUCGUGCCCUUACAAACCAGGAGCAAACAAGCCACAACCAGAGGCUGAGCCAGUUCUGGCAAAUGGUGGCGGGAGUUCAGUGAAUGGCUCUGUUGAGUCCAAGAAAGACUCAUAAUGUACGAACGAGACCGAUGCUGGUGGCUUUCUAUUCACGUUCUGUGUAUAAAUGGUGCCAUUCUUUCUCAUAAUGUGAAUAGCUGCUGGUGCUGCUGAGGCAUGGCUGAUAAGUUGAUAAGUUAAUAGCUUGCUCUUGUUUAGUAACUGAACAUCAGUCACACUGGGCUGGGUGGGAUGGGACUCCCUUUGCCGAACUCAGCUGAUGGUCGGCUGUAAUUACAUUAGAGAAGCUUUCACUAUGCCACACUGCUUGGAUACACUCAAUUUGCCU